AUGUUCAUUGCACGAUCCGAAUAUGACCGUGGAAUCAACACCUUCUCCCCCGAAGGUCGUCUGUUCCAGGUUGAAUACUCUCUCGAAGCUAUUAAGCUAGGAUCCACAGCGAUCGGAGUCGCAACAUCGGAGGGAGUCAUCCUUGGUGUCGAGAAGCGCGUUACAUCCACCCUGCUCGAAGCAUCAUCUGUCGAGAAGAUCGUCGAAAUCGACCAGCACAUUGGCUGCGCCAUGUCCGGCCUCCAGGCCGACGCCCGAAACCUGGUUGAGCACGCCCGUGUCGAAUGUCAGAAUCACGCCUUCAACUACGCCGAGCCGCUGCGCGUCGAGAGUACCACACAGGCAAUUUGCGACUUGGCUCUCCGGUUCGGAGAGAGUGGUGAUGAUGAGGAGAGCGUGAUGUCCAGACCGUUUGGUGUUGCGUUGUUAAUUGCCGGUUAUGACGAGGACGGGCCUCAGCUAUAUCACGCUGAGCCCUCAGGUACUUUCUACCGAUAUGAUGCUAAGGCUAUCGGCUCCGGAAGCGAAGGUGCCCAGGCAGAGCUGCAGAAUGAAUACCACCGUUCUUUGACUCUUUCUGAGGCCGAGACGCUGGUGUUGAAGACACUGAAGCAGGUCAUGGAGGAGAAGCUUGAUUCCAAGAACGUUCAGUUGGCGAGUGUGACCAAGGAGAAGGGAUUCCGCAUCUACGAUGAUGAAGAGAUGGGCCGGGCUGUUGCACAGCUUGGUGGAAACCAAUAG
Molecule: messenger RNA, 741 nt
Organism: Penicillium pulvis
Lineage: Eukaryota; Fungi; Ascomycota; Eurotiomycetes; Eurotiales; Aspergillaceae
Gene: pup2
Product: proteasome core particle subunit alpha 5
Exons: 5
Coding region: 1-741 (246 amino acids)
Biological process (GO): proteasome-mediated ubiquitin-dependent protein catabolic process
Cellular component (GO): proteasome core complex; proteasome core complex, alpha-subunit complex; nucleus
Source: RefSeq, a predicted model, not a curated record